AUGGAUCGAUCACACAAUGCCUCAAAGCCAGCAGCUGGCUCCAGUACCAGGGCCAGCGACAACAAGUCAAGCGAUGUGAAUCGCCCAUCGGAAGCACAGAACCCUGUGAACUGCCAGGUGUGUAGUGUCUUUGGUGUGCCGAAGAACAAGAAAUGCGACGCAUGUGGGACGUUCUUCACACCACUUGGAAAAGAUUCAGGCAAGAGCGAAGAUUAUGCGCUCGGCCCCUUUGGCAACGAUUCCGCAACCACAAAUGUAUACGAGGAUGCCAAAGACGCGCGUGGACAUCGCAAGGUCGACUCCAAGCUUGACAGCGACCCCAUUUCCCCAGAAAGUCCCACAAGUGUUCGAGACGACAGUGGACAGGCAACUCAAUCUACUUCGAAAGAUGGUGAAGCUCUCCUCUCUGCUAAGACCUAUCAGGCUGCGGAAGAGCCUGAGAGAAAUGAACCAUCUCGGUCCGUAGUCUCUUCGAGCCAAACCGUCUCCUUCAAAUCUCUCAAACAAGCCCAUACUCAAAAUCGAGAAGAGAAACUCCGCCGAUGGGCUGAGACGAGCACUGAUCCAGAACAAGAUGAAGUCCUGAAAGAGACUGGCAUUGAACCCCACGACUUUGCCAGAGACGAUGCAUUGAAGGCCAAGAGGAAACGCGACAGUUGA
Molecule: messenger RNA, 660 nt
Organism: Parastagonospora nodorum SN15
Lineage: Eukaryota; Fungi; Ascomycota; Dothideomycetes; Pleosporales; Phaeosphaeriaceae
Exons: 1
Coding region: 1-660 (219 amino acids)
Source: RefSeq, a predicted model, not a curated record